This is a messenger RNA of Lolium perenne, 1047 nucleotides long. The record is from RefSeq and is a predicted model, not a curated record. NCBI's taxonomy places the organism in Eukaryota, Viridiplantae, Streptophyta, Magnoliopsida, Poales, Poaceae.
AUGGGGAUGGUCAAAGUGACAGCAUACACCAAGAUCGUCGAGGCACUCAAUCAAGUCAUAUGCCGCCUCGAGAUCCACUCUGCCAUGAAAGCAGAAAACACGAGGAAGGAGUCCAUGAAUGAGGUGCAGAAUAUGUUCAAAUUCUUUGAAGACAUGAAGAAGGAGAAUGAAAAUUUCUUCUAUGACUACAAGGUUGAUGACGAAAACAGACUGGAAAAUGUUUUCUGGUCUAAUGCUAGCUCGAGGGCAGCAUAUGCAGAUUUUGGAGAUUGCAUAACUUUCGAUACUACUUACAAGUCGAACAAGCACCACUUGCCCCUUGCAGUAUUUGUCGGCGUAAACAACCACUUGCAGUCAACAAUCUUUGGUGUUGCGUUGAUGGGAAACGAGUCAGAGGAGUCCUUCAAAUGGGUAUUCAGCAGAUUCCUUGAAUGCAUGGGCGGUAAACAACCAAUCUGCAUACUUACAGAUCAAUGCCCAGCAAUGGCAAAAGCAAUACCUAAAAUUUUCAAACGGACUCUACAUAAGUUCUGUAGAUGGCACAUAAUGAACAAGCAUAAGGACCCGCUGAAGAAGCUUUAUAAACUAUUCCCUGACUUGAAGGAUAAGCUGACUGCAAUUUUGAACCAUCCCCUAAUGCCAUCUGAGUUUGAAGAUGCGUGGAAGGCUUUGAUUGAAGAGUACAAUCUGCAUGAUAUAAAUGUCAUGAUUAACUUAUGGGCUGAAAGGAAAUUGUGGAUAUCAGCUUACUGGAAGGAAGUUUUCUGUGCACGCAUGACUUCAACACAGAGAAGCGAGAGCAUGAACUUUGUGCUGAAAAGGGGUUUUGUCACUGAACGAGACAACCUACACAUUUUUGCUAAGCAAGUUAACAACUGCAUACAGGCAAGGCAUGAAGCAGAGAAUGCAGAGGCAAAUGCAUCAACGGGCUCAAGGAAAACAGUCACCAGGUAUGGCUUCGAGGCACAGGUGAUGGAUAAGUACACACGGGCAGUGUACUCAGUUUUCCGGGAGCGGCAAUAUCACAGCACUGACUUUCCGCAUUAA